CUUCCUUACCGGCAUUUUAAGAGGAUCGUUCUCUUUCCUUUCGGAAGUCUCAUAUCGUCUCAGCUUUCUAUUUAUUUAUUUAUUGUGGAACGUUUUUAUUUUGAUAUCAACAUGCUUGGUCUUUGCCUUUAUGUGCCUGUUCCGAAUAUAGACCCGAUUGAAUUUGAAUAUUUUGAGUCAAAUGGACUACCAUCGGAGCUGAAAUCCCUCUUCAAGUUGAGUGUAUUUCUACCGUCUCAGGAAUUUUCAACAUACCAGAAAUGGAGAAAGAAAGCUGUUAAACACAAAGAGAAGGACUUGGAUGGACAGCUGGCCUUUGAAGAGUUUGUUCACUAUUUGCAAGAUCAUGAGAAAGAUCUGAAACUUGUCUUCAAGAGUCUCGACCAAAAGAGUUCAGGUCGUAUCGAUUCCAAAGAGAUCAUGCAGUCACUUCAGGACCUUGGAGUACGCAUCUCCCAGCAGCACGCCGAGAAAGUCCUGAAAAGUAUGGAUAAGAACGGAACAAUGACAAUCGACUGGAACGAGUUGAGCAAGUACAAUCUGCUGGAGCCUGCUGAACACAUCCCAGAGAUCAUCCUCUACUGGAAACACUCCACGAUCUUUGAUGUGGGUGAGAACAUGAUGGUGCCUGAUGAAUUCACCUCGGAGGAGAAGCUGACUGGGAUGUGGUGGAGACAUUUGACUGCAGGCGGAGGUGCAGGAGUCGUUUCGAGAACCUUCACCGCCCCUUUAGACCGGCUCAAAGUGCUCAUGCAGGUUCAUGGUUCCCGUAGCAACAACAUGUGUAUCAUGACUGGACUCACCCAGAUGAUCAAAGAGGGGGGCAUGAGGUCACUGUGGAGAGGGAAUGGGGUCAACAUCAUCAAAAUUGCCCCUGAAUCUGCUCUCAAAUUUAUGGCCUAUGAGCAGAUCAAACGCCUGAUUGGCAGCAACAAAGAGAGUCUUGGUAUUUUGGAGCGCUUCCUCGCUGGCUCUCUGGCUGGAGUCAUUGCUCAGAGCACCAUCUACCCCAUGGAGGUACUCAAAACAAGACUUGCCCUGAGAACAACUGGUCAGUACUCUGGGAUCACAGACUGUGCCAAGCACAUCAUCAGGAGGGAGGGACUGGGUGCCUUCUACAAGGGUUAUGUUCCCAACAUGUUGGGCAUCAUCCCUUAUGCUGGCAUUGACUUGGCUGUGUAUGAGACGUUAAAGAAUUCCUGGCUCCAGAAGUAUGGCACUAACAGCACUGACCCAGGCAUAUUAGUCCUGCUGGCUUGUGGCACAGUGUCUAGCACCUGUGGUCAGCUGGCCAGCUACCCCUUGGCUUUGGUACGCACCCGGAUGCAGGCACAAGCAACUUUUGAAGGCAGCCCUCAGUUGACCAUGUCUGGACUCUUCAAACAAAUCAUCAGGACCGAGGGGCCCACAGGUCUCUACAGGGGUCUGGCCCCCAACUUCCUUAAGGUCAUUCCAGCUGUCAGCAUCAGUUACGUGGUAUACGAGAACCUGAAGACGUCACUAGGAGUGACGUCGCGUUGAGGUGAUGGGGUCAGCAACAGACUGAGUAUGUUAGCCACCCCGACUGGGGUUUGGCUGUGGGAUUAUGGGAACGAUUGGACCCAAGGUUUAUGGAGCCAUCUCAUUCUAUGAAUGUCAGAGGAUGGAAGGUGGGCGAGGUACAGGAUUAUGAAAUGCCAAGAUCAAUGUUAUCGACUCUGUGAGCUGAAACGAAGGGGAACCCUCCCUCAUUAUGACAGAUGCUGCUAUUUUAGAAGAGCAAUAAGAUAUUACUGCAACUCUACAGAGAAUGUUUGUAAUGCUCUGUACUUGAGGACCAAAUGUAUUGUGUGUCCACAUUUAAACUGCAGUCCAGUUUGCAUCCCAUGUUAACACUACUUUAGCUGUGCCCUGUGAAAAUGCUGUUAUGCCUACAAUGUAUCCAGAAACAGUUCUUGCAAUUUAAUGGUUUCACAAAAUUGUUUUGUUUUUGAUACUUCCUCCGGGCAAAUGCAUCCCUUCUCAAUAGCAAGAUCUGCUACUUUUGAGCCAAUUAAGUUUACAAAGUAAGUUUAUUUUAUGAAUAAGAAACGUAUUUGUGUCCAUACAAUAUUUAUUUUGUGUUAUAUGUUGCCUGUUGAGAGCAGUUUCUUACAACCUGAAACAUUGGAAGUGCACAUUUAAGUGCAUUUUAUUGCGUCAUGAAAGUACUUGACUGUGAUUGUACAUUUGCUCCUAUGUAAUUCAAAAAUAUUGUUAUUGGAUGAGAUUCAUUAAGUUGCUUGUUCAGGGAAAACUUUGUAACCGUUUGUGUUUUGAAGACAUUUGAAACAUUGAAAACAACGUUUGUUAAAAAAAAAAUGGUGGCUUCAUAGUUUAGUAACACAAAUGCACUUUAAUCAAAUGCUGGAGACACCUUUAUGAAUGUAAUUGAACUUCAAAAGUUGGUAGGAUUCCUAACUUUUCAAAAUACUUUUUUAUUGUAAUUUUUUAUUAUACUUUUGGUUCAAAUAAAUGCAAAAUAUUCAAA
This is a messenger RNA of Hypomesus transpacificus, 2509 nucleotides long. RefSeq names its product solute carrier family 25 member 25a (gene slc25a25a). NCBI's taxonomy places the organism in Eukaryota, Metazoa, Chordata, Actinopteri, Osmeriformes, Osmeridae. Gene Ontology annotation, molecular function: calcium ion binding; ATP transmembrane transporter activity. The record is from RefSeq and is a predicted model, not a curated record. Gene Ontology annotation, biological process: transmembrane transport. Bases 112 to 1521 code for a protein of 469 amino acids. The transcript has 10 exons. Gene Ontology annotation, cellular component: mitochondrial inner membrane.